This is a messenger RNA of Pan troglodytes (chimpanzee), 2398 nucleotides long. Its product is annotated as ubiquitin carboxyl-terminal hydrolase 17-like protein 17. Lineage: Eukaryota; Metazoa; Chordata; Mammalia; Primates; Hominidae. The transcript has a single exon. Gene Ontology annotation, molecular function: cysteine-type deubiquitinase activity. The record is from RefSeq and is a predicted model, not a curated record. Gene Ontology annotation, biological process: regulation of apoptotic process; protein deubiquitination. Gene Ontology annotation, cellular component: cytosol; nucleus. Bases 336 to 1676 code for a protein of 446 amino acids.
UGAAGACUCUCUCGGAAGAGAUAGAGUCUUUCUGCAACCUGCAGUCCCAGCAGAAAAACCCUGUGAUCCUUGUUCGAGGCGGCAUGCAGGACGACUCACUCUACUUGGGAGGUGAGUGGCAGUUCAACCACUUUUCGAUACUCAUAUCUUCUUGGCCAGAUGCAGCUUUUGCUGAAAUCCAGCGGACUUCUCUCCCUGAGAAGUCACCACUCUCAUCUGAGUCUCGUGUCGACCUCUGUGAUGAUUUCGCUCCUGUGGCAAGAUAGCUUGCUCCCAGGGAGAAGAUUCCUCUGAGUAGCAGGAGACCUGCUACAGUGGGGGCUGGGCUCCAGAAUAUGGGAAAUACCUGCUACGUGAACGCUUCCCUGCAGUGCCUGACAUACAAACCUCCCCUUGCCAACUACAUGCUGUCCCGGGAGCACUCUCAAACGUGUCAUCGUCACAAGUGCUGCAUGCUCUCUACUAUGCAAGCUCACAUCACACGGGCCCUCUACCGUCCUGGCCAUGUCAUCCAGCCCUCACAGGCAUUGGCUGCUGGCUUCCAUAGAGGCAAGCAGGAAGAUGCCCAUGAAUUUCUCAUGUUCACUGUGGAUGCCAUGAGAAAGGCAUGCCUUCCCGGGGACAAUCAGGUAGAUCAUCACUCCAAGGACACCACCCUCAUCCACCAAAUAUUUGGAGGGUACUGGAGAUCUCAAAUCAAGUGUCUCCACUGCCACGGCAUUUCAGACACCUUUGACCCUUACCUGGACAUCGCCCUGGAUAUUCAGGCAGCUCAGAGUGUCAAGCAAGCUUUGGAACAGUUGGUGAAGCCCGAAGAACUCAAUGGAGAGAAUGCCUAUCAUUGUGGUCUUUGUCUCCAGAAGGCGCCUGCCUCCAAGAUGUUAACUUUACACACUUCUGCCAAGUUUCUCAUCCUUGUAUUGAAGAGAUUCUCCAAUGUCACACGCAACAAACUUGCCAUGAAUGUGCAAUAUCGUGAGUGCUUUUACAUGCAGUCAUACAUGUCUCAGCAGAGCACAUGUCCUCUUGUCUAUGUCCUCUAUGCUGUGCUGGUCCACGCUGGGUGGAGUUGUCACAAUGGACAUUACUUCUCUUAUGUCAAAGCUCAGGAAGGCCAGUGGUAUAAAAUGGAUGAGGCCGACAUCACUGCCUCUGGCAUCACUUCUGUCCUGAGUCAACAGGCCUAUGUCCUCUUUUACAUCCAGAAGAGUGAAUGGGAAAGACACAGUGAGAGUGUGUCAAGAGGCAGGGAACAAAGAGCCCUUGGUGCUGAGGACACAGACAGGCGAGCAACGAAAGAAGAGCUCAAGAGAGUCCACCCCUGCCUCCAGGUACCCGAGUUGGAUGAGCACUUGGUCAAAAGAGCCACUCAGGAAUGCACCUUAAAACACUGGAAAUUCCUCCAAGAGCAAAACAAAACGAAGCCUGAGUUCAACGUCAGAAAAGUCGAAGGUACCCUGCCUCCCAACGUACUUGUGAUUCAUCAAUCAAAAUACAAGUGUGGGAUGAAAAACCAUCAUCCUGAACAGCAAAGCUCCCUGCUAAACCUCUCUUCGAUGAACCUGACACAUCAGGAGUCCAUGAACACUGGCACACUCGCUUCUCUGCAAGGGAGGACCAGGAGAUCCAAAGGGAAGAACAAACACAGCAAGAGGGCUCUGCUUGUGUGCCAGUGAUCACAGUGGAAGUGCCGACCCACACGUAGGGGUGCACACACACACACACAAAUACACCCACAAGAGCACACACAAACACACACACCCCCAAAAACACGAACACCGUCAAUGCUACAUAAAGUAAUGAGGAGCCCAAGUUUCUGACUCUGCAACAGGGACAACUGGAUAGUGAUGGCUGCAUCUCAGGAUGAGCCCACACAUGGGAAACAUCAAGUUUUGGGGUCAUGAGUCUUCCGAACCUCUGGAGGGACUGUCUGUGUGUUUGUGUUCAUGGUAGAUGACAUUCAGUGUGUAUUUCUGAAUAUGACCUAUUGACAUGUAGGUUUGUGUGUGAGGUUAUUGUAAGGGACAGGGUUUACUAUUUUCUCUUGGGUGUGUUUCAUUCGUCAGUUGUUGGUCGGCAAGAGAAGGUGAAAUUUUGCUCCCGUGGGUCAUCUGUGGAUCAUUCUCGCCACCUUGAAUAGUGGAAACUGGAAUGCAAUUGGAAGAUAGGAACGGUGCUCUUCUUUCUUACCCUGGCUCGCCCAUUUUAAUUUGGUUUCUGAAUGGACCUCAGGCUCCCUGGGACUUGUGCUCUUGCUGGAAACCACACAACGCCGGAAGCAGACAGACCGAUUUGCCUGUUUCACGGUGUCCACUUCCGAUGAGUCGAAAGGGAAAAUUUUCCCACUGGCAUGUAAGUCAUUUGGAACUAAGUCGUAUUGAUAAUAAAGGAAAUCAAA